UCAGGACAAAAAUCACUGCACUUCCUUUAUACCUCAUUUCACCUGUGUUUCAGGAAUAUCCUCAAACUUCUCAACUGAAAACAUGAAGAAGCAAGGUUCAGACAGCAAUUCUGCUUCAGUUAUGCCAGCGCUGCCAGAACCAAUCAAAGAUCUGAAAAUUAAGUACACCAAGAUAUUUAUAAACAAUGAGUGGCAUGAUUCAGUCAGUGGUAAAAAAUUUGCAGUCUUUAACCCUGCAAAUGAAGAGAAAAUCUGUGAGGUUGAAGAAGGCGACAAGGAGGAUGUAGACAAGGCAGUUAAAGCAGCUAGAAAGGCUUUUGAGCUUGGGUCGCCCUGGCGUACAAUGGAUGCUUCAGAGCGAGGAAGGCUCUUGAAUAAACUAGCUGACUUAGUUGAAAGAGAUCGGCUGAUUUUAGCUACAAUGGAAGCCACUGAAGGUGGGAAACUCUUUUCCACAGCCUACCUAAUGGACUUAGGUGCCUGUAUCAAAUCAUUACGCUACUGUGCAGGCUGGGCUGAUAAAAUCCAUGGGCGUACUGUUCCAGUGGAUGGAAACUUUUUUACGUUUACAAGACAUGAGCCUAUUGGUGUGUGUGGCCAAAUUAUUCCUUGGAACUUCCCAUUGGUUAUGUUCAUGUGGAAGAUUGCCCCUGCCCUUUGUUGUGGAAACACGGUGGUUGUCAAACCAGCAGAACAAACUCCACUCACUGCCCUUUACAUGGGAUCCUUAAUUAAAGAGGCAGGAUUUCCACCUGGAGUUGUGAACAUUGUACCAGGCUUUGGACCCACUGCUGGAGCAGCAAUUUCUCACCACAUGGAUAUAGAUAAAGUAGCUUUCACAGGCUCUACAGAGGUUGGCAAACUGAUUAAAGAGGCAGCCGGAAAGAGCAAUCUGAAGAGAGUUACCUUGGAACUUGGAGGAAAAAGUCCUAACAUUAUAUUUGCGGAUGCAGACUUGGACGCUGCUGUGGAAUUUGCACAUACUGGUUUGUUCUAUCACCAGGGACAGUGUUGUAUAGCAGGAUCUAGGAUUUUUGUGGAAGAGCCUAUUUAUGAUGAGUUUGUUCGCCGAAGCAUUGAAAGAGCAAAGAAGUAUACUCUUGGGAAUCCUCUGUUGCCUGGUGUACAGCAAGGUCCUCAAAUUGACAAGGAGCAGUUUGAAAAAAUCCUGGAGCUAAUCGAGAGUGGGAAAAAAGAAGGAGCCAAACUGGAAUGUGGUGGAGGUCCAUGGGGAGACAAGGGUUACUUCAUCCAGCCCACAGUUUUUUCUAAUGUUACGGAUGAUAUGCGCAUUGCCAAAGAAGAGAUAUUUGGACCUGUCCAACAAAUCAUGAAGUUUAAAACUAUAGACGAAGUUAUCAAGCGAGCAAAUAAUACUACAUAUGGCUUAGCAGCAGCAGUUUUUACCAAAGACAUUGAUAAAGCACUGACGUUUGCAGCUGCUCUUCAGGCUGGAACAGUAUGGGUUAAUUGUUAUAGUGCAGUAUCUGCUCAGUGUCCUUUUGGAGGUUUUAAGAUGUCAGGAAAUGGACGAGAAAUGGGAGAAUAUGGACUCCAUGAAUACACAGAAGUUAAGACUGUCACAAUCAAAAUCCCACAAAAGAACUCGUAAUGCUUCUUGAGAUGUGGAAUCUAACAGCUUCAAAUGAAUCUGAAAAGACUAUCUGAAUUCUUAAAUGUUUUAUUGUCCAAAUGAUUCAUUAACCUUUUUGCUUUCUGAUUGUGUAAGAGGUACUUGCUUGCAUUAACAAUAUAUGGAAUAAUGUAGAAACAUUUUAUUUGGUAAUUGUGAUAAGGAAACUUUAAUGCCUGCUACAUAGCUAACUAAUUUUAAAAAUUCAUAUUCAGAAAGAUCUACUCCUAUUUUCAGUUGAGGCUCUCCGUAGUGCUAUGAAAAUUUUCCUUUUCUGAUAUAUUCUACAGGUACAGUUUGAAUUUUUGUGGUCUUCUAAAUUUUAGAUGGCAAGCUUUCUUUGCAACAUUUUCUGUUCUUUGUGGCCUUAACAAAAGCACUUAUGAGUAGUUUGCAGACAGAUACUUUUCUGUGUCUUUCUGCAGAUAUAUUUCUUAGACUAUUAAAUUUGUUCAUCAUGCUGCACAAAUGUAACCUGUAUAAUGUUAAAAAAAAUAUUAAAAUUCCCCUACAAAACCUA
Myiozetetes cayanensis is the source of this 2153-nucleotide messenger RNA. RefSeq names its product aldehyde dehydrogenase 1 family member A1 (gene ALDH1A1). The coding region runs from base 83 to 1612 and encodes 509 amino acids. The record is from RefSeq and is a predicted model, not a curated record. Gene Ontology annotation, molecular function: benzaldehyde dehydrogenase (NAD+) activity. NCBI's taxonomy places the organism in Eukaryota, Metazoa, Chordata, Aves, Passeriformes, Tyrannidae. The transcript is spliced from 13 exons.